CAAUACCACGAGAACGAUAUUUUUAAUGCAGAUGAAACGGGCAUUUUUUUUUAAAUGUUUACCCAAUAAAACAUUAGCCUUUAAAGGUCAAAAAUGCUUUGGUGGCAAAAACAGCAAGGAAAGAAUUACCGUUAUGGUUGCAAGCAAUAUGAGAGGUUCAGAAAAGUUGAAAUUGCUAGUUAUCGGCAAGUCAAAAAACCCACGUUGUUUUUAGGGUAUAAAAUCACUUGAUGUGGACUAUGAGUACAACAAAAAAGCGUGGAUGACAAGUGAAAUUUAUGAUAAGUGGCUAAAAAAUCUAGAUAAAGUCUUUGUUGCCCAAAAUAGGAAAAUACUACUGUUCAUUGACAAUUGUCCCGCACAUCCUAAAAAUGUACAAGCAAAUUUAAAAAAGAUUAAACUGCAAUAUUUUCCUCCUAAUUUGACGUCUGUUCUACAACUAAUGGACCAAGGGAUUAUUCAAAAUCUCAAGAAAACGAAUUGUGAUGAAAGUUUUGGCCCAUAUGGAAGAACCAACUCCUACGACUGUGUCGUUACUUGAUGCAAUCAGGGAUCUAAACAAAACCUGGAAUUCGGGUGUAAAACCACAAACAAUCAGCAAUUGUUUUAGAAAGGCUGGUUUUGCUAAAGGUGAGUUAAUGCAGAAUGCUACUACGGAUGACUGGGAUGAAGAAGACGAUCUUCCAUUGUCUGAAUUGAAACAAAUUUGGAUCACAUAUCGAACGGCAACGGGAACCGAUAAUGUGUCUUUUGAUGAUUACGUCGAUAUUGACGAUGGUGUGCAAACAAUGGGAUUCCCAACAGAUGAAGACAUUUUAGAUAGCGUCAUGGAAAAUCUAGUUCCUUCUGGAAAAGACUUAGAGGAGGAUGUCUCUAGUGAAAGCGAGGUUGAAACAACAACUGAAACUAUACCCACAUUUAAUCAAGCGUAUUCUGCUAUCCAGACCCUAAGAAAUUUUACUUCGACAAAAGAAAAUGUUCCCAAUGCAGUACAUGCGUCAAUAAAUGUAGUGGAACAUUUUAUAGAGAAAGAGAAAUGGUCCGUAUUUAAACAAAAAAAAAAUUACCAUUUUUUCCAAUAAGAAUUUAUAUACAUUUACUAGCUGACCCGGCAAACGUUGUUUUGCCAUUUAUAUUAUUUCUAGGAAACAUUUUUUUAGUUCAAUAAAAAUAACUAUCUACUACUAAGUGUGCUGGGAGGUACUUAUAAUCGAAAGCAUUAUAAACAAUUAAAGUAUGCUUUAUUUAAGUUAAUAAAUUAAUCCUUAUUAAAGUA
Molecule: messenger RNA, 1276 nt
Organism: Bactrocera neohumeralis
Lineage: Eukaryota; Metazoa; Arthropoda; Insecta; Diptera; Tephritidae
Product: tigger transposable element-derived protein 6-like
Exons: 2
Coding region: 486-1082 (198 amino acids)
Source: RefSeq, a predicted model, not a curated record